This is a messenger RNA of Neltuma alba, 1633 nucleotides long. Its product is annotated as eukaryotic translation initiation factor 3 subunit M. The coding region runs from base 148 to 1383 and encodes 411 amino acids. Gene Ontology annotation, molecular function: translation initiation factor activity. The record is from RefSeq and is a predicted model, not a curated record. Gene Ontology annotation, cellular component: eukaryotic translation initiation factor 3 complex; cytoplasm. NCBI's taxonomy places the organism in Eukaryota, Viridiplantae, Streptophyta, Magnoliopsida, Fabales, Fabaceae. Gene Ontology annotation, biological process: cytoplasmic translational initiation. The transcript is spliced from 11 exons.
AUAGCUAGGGCAAGAAAUAUCUCUUCACAAGAGCCUCUUACGCAGAGAACUGGGGACGCAGUAGUGGACGGCGACAUUGUCUGAGAUCGGCAACUUUCUCAGAGUCGGGUUUUAAACUUCGUAGAGCACGCAGCUCUUGCAGCAACAAUGACGACUGUAGUGCCAACCUCCGAGGAAGAUCCCUCAUUGUCUGUCGUUCGAUUCGCAUCAGAGCUUGCCUGGGCCGAUGCCGGUCCUGAGGUUGCUGAGCCCCAAGUCAGUAGACUGUGUAGGGAGGCGGAGGAAUUCAUUGCCAUGGGAAAGUGGUUAGAGCUAGCAUCACUGAUGGUUACUUCUGCUGAAUUGAUAUUCUCAAAGGUGUCUGAAAAAGAUGUUGAAUCCAUCUUCACCAUUAUAUGCAAUCUUGUUACAAAGACUGAGAAUCCAGAUGAAGAGUUGGAGAUAACAAAAGUCAUAGCAGCAAAAGUAAUUCAACAACCAAAUGAAAAGCCUGCAGUGCGAUUGAAGAUUUUGUUCAAUCUGUACAACCUUUUGGAGACACCAUACAGCCGUUUUUAUGUAUAUUUGAAGGCACUGAAUUUAUCAGUUCAUGGAAAGGUCGCAGAACACAUCAUACCUUCAUUUGCAAAGAUGGAUAGCUUCUUGAAAGACUGGGGCAGUAUUGGGAUAGUGGAGCAACGUGAGCUCUUCCUCACUAUCUCAGACAUUUUGAAAGAUAAUAAAAGCAUGGCAAAGGAUUCAUUAAAGUUUCUGACCAAGUAUUUGGCAACUUUUUCGGGAGACGAUGCACCUGCUUUAAGCGAAGCAAAAGAGGAGGCUGUGCGUGCUAUUGUGGAAUUUGUGAAGGCGCCUGACAUAUUCCAGUGUGAUUUACUAGACAUGCCAGCUGUUGGGCAACUAGAGAAGGAUGCAAAAUAUGCUUUGGUUUAUCAGCUACUCAAAAUUUUCCUUACUCAGACGCUGGAUGCGUACUUGGAGUUUCAUGCUGCAAAUUCUACUUUGUUGAAAAGCUAUGAUCUUGUCCAUGAAGAAUGUAUUACCAAGAUGAGGCUGAUGUCUUUGGUGGAUCUUGCCUCUGCUGGAUCAGGCCAAAUUCCAUAUGCACUUAUUAGGGACACACUUCGGAUCAAUGACGAUGAGGUGGAACUAUGGGUCGUUAAAGCAAUCACUGCCAAGUUGAUUGACUGUAAGAUGGACCAAAUGAAUCAAGUUGUAAUUGUUAGUCAUCAUACUGAUCGUGUGUUUGAUCAGCACCAGUGGCAAACACUCAGAACAAAACUAGCCACAUGGAGGGGGAAUAUUGCUAAUGUGAUCAGCACCAUUCAAGCUAACAAAAUAACCGAAGAUGGCUCUCAGGCGGCACAAGGCUUGGUGGUUCGCUAAGGACGUUUUCUGGGGAGAGUUACUUGUCUGGAGAAUUAGGCUUAAUCUGAGUGGGAAUAUUUCAAUAGGAAAGGGAGAAAGUUGUAAUCCGUUCCUAGUUACAGCUUUUCUAUUUAUUUUAGUUGGAAGGUGAAACGAUUGUAUUACAAAUUUUGACCCCAGGCGUGUUGGUUAUAAUAUUAAAACGUGCAGAGUACUGUGCUAACCACUGCCUUUAAUUUAUCAGUAAGUAUUGUCUUUUAUGUUUUUA